This is a messenger RNA of Pyrgilauda ruficollis (rufous-necked snowfinch), 840 nucleotides long. Its product is annotated as translation initiation factor IF-2-like. NCBI's taxonomy places the organism in Eukaryota, Metazoa, Chordata, Aves, Passeriformes, Passeridae. The transcript has 2 exons. The coding region runs from base 110 to 835 and encodes 241 amino acids. The record is from RefSeq and is a predicted model, not a curated record.
ACGGGGGGCUGCGGGGGGGGGGCGAUGAGUGUCCGGCAGUCUCAGCCCACCCCCCUCUCCAGAGGAGCCAUAGCGAUGAUUUUAAAGGGGGAUUCCCCAUGAGGGAGGGAUGGGGGACCCCCGGAUGCUCCCCUCCCCCAUGCACCCCCUCCAUCCCCGCCCCCACCCCGCAGCACCGCCCGGGGGUGCCCGGAGCGAAGGGGCACCCAUGGAACCCCCCUCCCCCCAUCCCGGCCCCGCCCCUUUGGUCCAAAGGGGGCGUGGCAGGGUGAGGACACGCCCUUCUGUGGCUGGACCCGCCCCCCUCCCAGUGCAGACAAGGAGCAUCCGUCCCCCCAAAAUCGGGGAGGACCCAGGGGUCCAGAAAAGCCCCCCGAAUUCGGGGAGCAUCUUGCGGUUCGGGCCGCCCCCCGCCCCAUCCUGGGGUCCCCGUCAGGCCUGGGGAGGGGGAUUCGGCUCCGCUCGGGUGUUUCCGUCACGGGCGGAAGCGCCCGAAGGCUGCCAAGAGGUGUUCGGGUAUUUCCGGCUCCACUCGGGUGUUUCGGCCUCACUCGGGUAUUUCCGGCUCUACUCGGAGUCGCGGCGGAGCGGGCGGCGCUCGGCACUUCCCGCGGUGCUCGGCGGAAAGUACCGAAGGAAGCUUCGUGUGACUCCGUCGUGGAGGCGGAAACACUCGAAGUCUGUGACGGCCGCGAGCCGAACCUCUCCGGGAAGAGCCGAAGCGGUGCGGGGAGGCGUGUCGGGUGUUUCCGGCGCGGCGGCGGAAAUGGCCGAGGGCCGGCGGCGGCCGCCAUGUUGGGAGCCGCGGGGCGCUGAGGCGGCGGCGGCGGCGUGAGGCGG